AUGGCAUAUCUCGAAGGGCCUGCGUCCUCGAAUCCUCCUCGAAUCCUCCCCGUGUCUACCCGUUCAACUGGGAAGAAGCGAAUGAAAGCAUGGGGUCUCCUGACAGGCCUGACAUCCAUGUCCGCGUGGGAUCUGUGGCUUUCCAGUUACCCUGUAAACAUGUACCGAAUCGAAGGAUAA
This is a messenger RNA of Penicillium concentricum, 180 nucleotides long. RefSeq lists its product as uncharacterized. The transcript has a single exon. Lineage: Eukaryota; Fungi; Ascomycota; Eurotiomycetes; Eurotiales; Aspergillaceae. The record is from RefSeq and is a predicted model, not a curated record. Bases 1 to 180 code for a protein of 59 amino acids.